Molecule: messenger RNA, 4084 nt
Organism: Ceratitis capitata (Mediterranean fruit fly)
Lineage: Eukaryota; Metazoa; Arthropoda; Insecta; Diptera; Tephritidae
Gene: Hmg-2
Product: high mobility group protein 20A
Exons: 4
Coding region: 1826-3490 (554 amino acids)
Biological process (GO): regulation of gene expression
Cellular component (GO): nucleus
Source: RefSeq, a predicted model, not a curated record
UAACUGAAAUUUCAACAUAACGGUUGGUAAUAAAUUUGAGAAGUUCGAAAUUUUAGUUUCCGUAGUCGAGCAGGAUAUUUUUAGCGCGUUGUGGCUCAUUUCCUGUAAACAGCUUAUUUUGCAAACGCUAGAAUUUGCUUAUGAAAUUUCAUAAUAUUGAAUACGUGAAUAUGAGAUUAUUUUUUAAACUAGAGCGUGAAAAUAGAAUUUGCUGAUUCUAGAAAAUUAUGAAUAAUAUUCUUUUUUUUUUGCUUCAAAUUAAACAUGGAGAAACGUGAAUUGGUUUGGGAUCUGGAUAAAACAAUAAAAUUAAUUAAGAAAGUCGAAGAACAACGAUUGUUAUGGGACACGCAUAAAAUUGAUUUUCAAAAUAUUGUAAAGAAAAGGCGUGAAAAGAUGAAUUCAAAGUUUUCGCUGAUCUGCGUGUACAACGUGAUAUCGAUAAUACACUUUGUGAGACUAUACUCAGGAAUGUGGUGCCGAAAAGUAGCUCUCUAGUCGAGAUUCCAGCUGCCAGCAAUGAAUAUUUUAAAAACUGACCGAGCGCAACCAAUUACCGACACAACUUUUUCCAAACAACUGAAAUUUUACUUAAAUGGAAUUGCAUGCAAAAGCAUUGCCAGGUAUUGCAAAGAAUGAUUUUUAAAAAGAGAAUUUGAAAAAUAAACAGUACGUCAAAUUACAGCUGAUUGAACAGAAAACCGGCAGCCCAAAAUUUAACUGAAAUAAAUAGAAAUUGCUGCUGGUGUUUAAUAAAUAAAAACAAAUAACUAAUUAUGUAUAUAUAAGGAGAAACAACUACUUAUUUGUAGAAAUAUUUUAAGAGUAAGCUUACUUACUAACGCUUCAACACAUUUCACACACUGAACAGACCGUAGAGAAUGUGCUCCCAUCCUCAUUGCAUUGAACACAAUUGAUCAGCUGUACGAAUAUUAAGUGCCAAAGGAAAUAAAAUAUUUUUUUAAUUUUGCGAUUUUUAUAAAUACCGAAGUGAAUUAUUAAAAUAAGUGAAAAAUAUGUUUAACUAAUAAUUAUAUCUCUGUGGGGGGAAAAUAGUUAUAAGCAACAAGCUUUAUAUAUACCUAUAAGCCAAUUAACGGAUUUAUUGUACAUUUACUAGCAUUACAAGGACACAAAGUCGGCAUGAAACUGCCGCUUCAAAUACAUUUUACAUAAAUAUCACAUGCUGUAACUCCAGCUCUAGAGCAAUAACAAACUGAAAAAUCCUAUUAUAUUGUGUAAUUGGCGCGUUUACAUACGUGUAUAUAAGUUUGGAUAUAUGUUCAUUUCUCCAAGGCGUUAAUUCAAAAAUCGGGCUAGAGGAUAUUCCAAAAAGGACAAUGAUAAAAGUCGUGAAAAGUGCAAAAAAAAAACACAGUAGAGUUGCAUCGUUGCUUUUUAAUUGACGUUAAAAACUAGCGUCCACAACGAAAAUCACAAAUUAAAACACAAGUUGUUCAGUAAUUUCGUAAAAAAGUUUGGAAAAAAUCUUUAAUAAACUUUGUUUUUUCAUGCAGUCAUUGAAAAAUUAUUUGUUUCACUCUUAAAAGCCAUCAUAUGCAAAAUUCGAUGCAACCCUGCGUAUAGCAUGCGACUUUAUGCGUGUGCCUACCUAAACAUACACAUCGCAGCGGCCUUUUCAUAUGUUAAACAAAAUUCGUGCAAGAAAGUUCGUUAAUUAUAAGAGCUCCGUAAUAAAGAGUGUGUGGCUAGUGCAUAUAUUGAAUUAAAAAUUAUUUUGAAAAUAACAUAAAGUUAGUGCAAAAAUAUUCCGAUUGUGCUAUUUAGUGGCAUUUGUGUAUUUUCUAUUCUAUAUUAACAAGGCAUGGAAAUAGUUGAAUCAACAACAGGGGUUAGCCAAAAACAGAUGAACGAAGCAUUAACAGUAGCAACGACGUCGGCAGAGGGCAGUAACGUGAAUGUUAGUGUUGGCGGCAAUAGUACUGCUGCUGCUGCUGCUACUGCAAAUUUAACAGCGGAAACAAGAACAAAGGAUAUUAAUACAACAAAAACUAUAACAGCUUCAACAGCUGGAUCUACUGAUAUAUUAUUGCAAAAAGAUAUCGAUAUGGAUAUUGAAGAAAUUUUAACAAAAUCCACAUUAAAAGCUGACUUUACUAAAGUUGAUGAUAAAACGCACCAGUCAACUGUAAAGCUGAUGUCAACUAAUACAGCAACAAUACCCAUUCAACUGGAUAAUGAUAUACCUAUAAUAUCGUUAUCCGAUAGUGAAGAUGUAGUAAUUCAACCAACAACAACAUCACAAAAGUCUAGCCGUAAACGUAAUAGUGUAGGUGGCGCAGCUACAGCAGAGGAGGAUCAACAAUUUCGUUUGAAAAGACGUAAAAUUAAAGUAGCUGGUGCGCCAAAGAUGCCCUUGACUGGUUAUGUACGUUACAUGAAUGAUCGUCGCGAGCUGCUACGCAAGGAAUUACCCACUAAAACAGCUAUUGAGCAUACGAAAAUUAUCGGUGAGGAAUGGCAGAAGAUGUCAGAGGACAAAAAAGCGCCAUAUAUGAAAGCAGCGGAGGUUGAUAAACAACGUUACCUCGCCGAGUUGCAUACAUUCCUCAAGGAACGUCCCGAUGUUUUGGCCUGUGAAUUGGCCAAGGAUAAGCAAGCGAAAAAGUUGGAACACGGUAAAACCGUGCUCAAGGAGAAAUCACAAUCUGUGGGUAAUAUUAAAUCGCCAAAUAAGGAUUCAAAUGCCAGCACAACCACGAAUAAGGCAGAGAAAUCGCGUCGUAGUGCGGAUAAGGAUAAUUCAUCGUCAUCACCACCACCACCACCACCAGCGGCACCGGCUCUGGCCACGGCCAUGGCACAGGCAACCACAACAACAACAAUUGAAACAAAACCAAAACGUAAGCGUACACCAACACCACCAAAAACUGUUGAUACACAUGCUGGCAGCAGCAGCAAAACAAAUACAUCAUCAUCAUAUACAAGCGCUAACAACAGCAGCAACAACACACAGCACAGCACUACAUCCUCUAGUAAUCAUACAACAACAACAGCAACAACAACAAGCACAACAAAUCCCAGCAACGCAUCAACACUAGUCUCUGCCACAGCGGUUUCAGGUGAAAUACCCAUCUUUACGAAUGAAUUCCUAGAACAUAAUAAAGUAUUCGAUAUGGAAUUGCGUACACUGCGAAAAAGCAAAGCUGAUUUGGAGCAACAAAAUGCCGUCUUGGAGAAACAUGUAGAGAAUAUGAAAUUCGGUGUGGAGAAGAUGACAAAUGAAAAUGAUGAGCUGGCGGAAAAGAAUCGUUUAUUGGAAUUAUAUUUGGAAAAAUUAAAAACGAAAUUGGCGCAUGCGCUGUCCGGUUUGGCCAUACCAACGCAACCAAAUGGCGCCACUACGGAUAAUAUUGAGAAGUAUAUGGGUGAUUUAUAUAAGAUGGCUACGACAAAUACGCACGGGCCGGCGAGUUUGAAUAAGGCUAAGGAUAUUAUUAGAAAAUUAGAUUUGCAAAUCAAUUUGUAAGGUGUGAUUUUUUUGUAUUUGAUACGUACGGGUGUAAGGGACAAAACUUGGCAUAAAAAAUUGUUUUUGGAAUUAAAUUAAACUAAAGAAUGGAUUAUUUAUGUUGUCUGUUAAAUUGUUUUUUUCUUUUUUUGCGCAAAGAAUUUGAUUUGCUUCUAUUGUAUUUUUCUUUUAAGGGUUCUGUGUUACUUAAAUAACAACUUAAAAACAAUUUUAGAAUAUAACAGCUUAGUUUUAUGAAUAUAUUUAAUAAUAAUAAAUAAUCAUUCAAUCAUAUCAGCAUUUGUGCGUAUGUAUAACUAGCGUUAAAAUGUAAAUUUUAUAUAAUAGCCGUAUAAAAUCUGCUAUUGGGCAGUACGUAAAUACCGAACUAUGAAGAAAAACAAAAUAAUACCUAUUAGUUUUUAAUGUCUAAUUUAUGAUAUUUGUUAAGUGAUGCAGAAAUAUGUAGUAAUUAAAUUUAAUUAACUGUUAAAAGCCAUGAAAAGCUGAAAUCGUCAAUUUUCCAGCACAUAGAGAAAGCUAUUUGCUUGUUGUAGUACCGUUAUAAUAAUUAUUUUCCAUUCAUAAAAGAUUACAGUUAUUUACUGCUUA